AAAUUAUUUCACAAGUUGAAGAUCAUCGAACGAAGCGGUAGAAAGUAACAGUAAUUAUUACAGUCAGAUGCAAUAAAUUGCUUAGAGUAGUAAUGUCUAACAGUGUUUGCACCCACUGUGGGUGUACAGAGAUCGACAAGGAUCCGGGUAGAGGCGAUGCUGUUUGUACAAAUUGUGGUUCUGUACUAGAAGAUCAAAUCAUUGUAUCUGAUGUCCAAUUUCAGGAAAAUUCAGCUGGUGGUACAUCAGUUAUAGGCCAAUAUGUUUCUGGUGAUGGUACAAAAUCAAUCAAUCUAGGUGGUACAUUCGCUCCUGGUUUUGGUCGUGAGUCAAGAACUGUAACUUUACAAAAUGGUAAAAAGAAGAUCCAACAGCUUGGAGCACAACUGAAGUUAAACAAUCAUUGUAUGGAUACAGCUUUCAAUUUUUUCAAGAUGGCUGUUACAAAGCGUUUGACUAAGGGCAGAAAAAGUCUUCAUGUUAUAGCUGCCUGCAUAUAUUUAGUCUGUCGAACAGAAGGAACACCUCAUAUGUUGUUAGAUUUUAGUGAUCUACUUCAGGUGAAUGUAUAUGUUCUAGGUAGAACCUAUUUACAUAUAUCUAAAGAAUUGUGCUUAAAUAUACCAGCUAUAGAUCCAAGCCUUUACAUUCCACGAUUUGCAUAUAAAUUAGAAUUUGCUGAUAAAACCCAUGACGUAUCAAUGACAGCUUUACGAUUGGUUCAGAGAAUGAAGAGAGAUUGGAUGCAUACAGGACGUAGACCAUCUGGUCUCUGUGGAGCUGCUCUUCUGGUUGCUGCUAGAAUUCAUGAUUUUUGUCGAACUGUAAAAGAUAUUAUUAAAGUUGUUAAAGUCUGUGAAGCUACUGUUAGAAAAAGGUUAACAGAAUUUCAAGACACACCUUCUAGUCAGCUUACUAUAGAUGAGUUUCAUAGAAUAGAUCUAGAGGAAGAAAGAGAUCCACCAUGUUUUAUUCAGGGCAAGAAAAAAGCUAAAUUAUCACAGUUAGAACCAAAUAAAUUUGUAGAUUUAACAGAAGAAGUUAGUAAUAUUCAAGGAGAAAUAGAGAAAUCUUUAGAAGCUAAACGACCUAAAGGUGGAAUAUAUAGUUCUUAUAAUAAACCAUCAACAAUAGAAGAAACAAGUUGUAGCAGUAGUAAAUCUAGUGAAGUUCAGGCAGCAGCAGAAUAUAUAGAAAAAGAUGUAUUUAGUGAACUAGUUAAUAGUGAAUUAAAACAAGAUAACUCUAAUAACAGUAGGACUAAUAAAGAUGGAGAAGAAAUUACUUCCCUUGAGUGUUUUCGUGUUCAAGGAUUAACUCCAACUGCAGCUAGUUUAGGUAUAACAGAAGUUGUGGAAGGUUGUUUAACCGAUAAGGAUUCACCAGAUGAUAAGGAUGAUAUUGAUGGCAAUCUAGAUUUAACUGGUAUUGAUGAUGAAGAACUAGAAAUGCUACUUUUAAAUGAAGAUGAAGUUAAAAUUAAAACAGAAAUAUGGAUGAAAGCCAAUGAAGAUUAUUUGAAAGAGCAAAAAGAAAAAGAAGAGAAGAAAGCUUUAGAAGAGGCUGAAAAUGAGGGAAAGCCAGAAAAAAGGAAAGUCAAGAAAGUCAAAAGGAAACCAUUAACAGAAGCAACAAGUGCUAAAGAAGCCAUUUCUAUGUUAAUACAGGAGAAGAAAUUAUCCAAUAAAAUUAAUUACGAUGUAUUAAAUGAUCUGAUAUGUAAACCAGAAGACAUUAAAACUACACCAUUAAAAGUCAACAUGUCGCCACGAACUAAUGUACAAUCAGGUCUUCUAAAUAGGUUUAAAAGACCAAGUUUAAGUACAGAAGCCAGUCUAGAUUUCGAGGGACCAAAGAAGAAAACGAAAGUAGAAAUAACUAAAAGUGAAAUUGUUGUUGAAACAGGACCAAUACAGAUACCUGAUAAAGAUGAUAUUGGGGAGGAAGGGGAUUAUUAUGAAGAAGAAGAAGAAGACGAUGAUGAAAAUAUGAGUGCUGCUAAAUUAUUAGGUCAUACAGAAGUUAACGAUGAGGAUGAAGGAGAUUAUGAAUAUGAUGAUGACGACUGAAUGUUCUAUAGAAACGACCGAUAAUCCCUUACAAGAUGGCUGACACACCUUAAGAAUUGACAUCCAGGAAUUAUUGCUGAUGGACAUGAAGAAAGCAGAAUAUGGAUAAAAUCCAAAAGUUUGAAUGCGUUCAUUAAGAUGAUGACUUUUGUCCCCACAAUGAGAAUAACAGUGGUUGUUUUCAAUCCUAAUAAAAUAAAAUAAACAUUUCAAAUUUGUGAUUGUGUAUGUGCACUCCUGUCUCAGACUCUCAGACCAUAGUAUUAUUACUGCAGCAAGUCAGAUAUUUGUGAUGACAAAAUCUUAGAACUCUGAUUGUCAUGCACAAAAUCUGACUGUAGUUCAGGAAUAUUUGGCCAAUUUUCAUAGAAGACAUUUUGAACAGUUCUGUUGAAUUGAUCUUAGGAUAGGUUGGGCGGGUAGAAAUCCUGGAUAAAUCCAUGAAUACUUACAAGUAUAUGACGUUAUUAAUUAUUAUUAUUUUUUUUUAGUCAUUUAAUGUUUAUAUUUAUUAUUAGUGUAAUUAUUGUUAAAUACAAGUAUUGUAUUGAUGAAUCAUGGGGAAAUUCAAUAAAUCAAUUAAAAAUAACUACUGACAUUGUAAUAAUUAGGUACCAAAUAUUUUCUUAUAUUUAAUUAUAAACUUAGAUGACUAUAAAUAUUGAAUGUAUGCAUUGUUGUUAUUGGAAGCUAUCCAAAUGUAUGAUCUGUAAAAUCAGUUUGUUUUGUAAUUUCCAAAUUACACAUAACUCUUAUCACUGUAACCCAGGUAUUGUUUAAUAUUGUGUAUUUAGCACUAAUUUCUUUCACCUUCGUUCAAUAUCAAAUCUUUGUUUAAAAAUUUGUAAAAAUCGUUUAAAAUCAUCAAAAAUCAUCUAAUUUGUACUUUUGUCCAGUUUAAAGCUGACCAUUCAAUUUUGAUAAUGAGUGUCCAAUUUACAAUUGUUUAAUUUCUUGAUCACUGUUAAAGAAUAAAUAACCCAACUGAUUAUUAAACAUUAAGUAAAUUGGACACUCAUUAUCAAAGUUAAUCAGUCAGCUUUAAACUGGACACAAGUACAAAUUAGAUGAUUUG
Molecule: messenger RNA, 3144 nt
Organism: Patella vulgata (common limpet)
Lineage: Eukaryota; Metazoa; Mollusca; Gastropoda; Patellidae
Product: transcription factor IIIB 90 kDa subunit
Exons: 19
Coding region: 93-2069 (658 amino acids)
Biological process (GO): transcription preinitiation complex assembly; transcription by RNA polymerase III; DNA-templated transcription initiation
Cellular component (GO): nucleus; transcription preinitiation complex; transcription factor TFIIIB complex
Molecular function (GO): RNA polymerase III general transcription initiation factor activity; TBP-class protein binding; RNA polymerase III type 3 promoter sequence-specific DNA binding
Source: RefSeq, a predicted model, not a curated record